AUGACGAUGCAAGACAUUUGGGAUAUUGACUGCCAUACUAUGUUCAAUAGUUUUAAAAACUUUUUCUUGUUCCACAAAAGUGAUGAUGGACCUUUCGGAGGAUUAGUUUUUGGUAGACCUUCUACCAAGCAGAUAGUUCAGGUAAUUUUUGUCAAUUCUGAUUCCAUGAAUGCUGCCACGAUCGAGUUUAUCACCAGCUCGUUGUCUGCAGAUCUUGAACAUGUGGGAAAUUUAGUUGUAGAGGGUCAUAAUUUACCAAUGAUUGGUGAUGGAUUUGUCCUUAACACAACCCAAGAAGCCUUGGAACGAAACAGCGUCAGCGAGUUUUUGGAUAGAAAUGGAAUGUUGAAUUCCACUCGUUUCAAUAAUGAUGGUUUAUCAGUAUGGGCCAAGAUUGGAUUUGAAUGCAAUAUAAGGAAGAAGAAGGAAAGUGAUGAUUUGAAAAUCAAUGCUGAGCGUUUCAUAAGCGAUUUAGAUAGACUCGUCUUCAUCAACCAGUCGAAGGGAAUUAUUUUACGGAAUGUCCCUGAGAAAGAUAUUGUCCGGAAUGUAGUUAGGGAUAUAGCUAAAGGAUCUUCUCAGUACAAGGAUUCUCUCGGGUUUACGACUUUGCAUAAUUUAACAAGAAAUACCAGCAAUGAUAAGGAAGACCAGAAAAUGGUCCCAAUAGUUCGUAUCACUAGAGAUGGAACUGAAUUCGAAAAGCUGUCCACCCUAUUCACGGUGGUUGUACCUGCUUUCAGUGAAGAUGACAGCAACACUUUGUAUAAACGAUUCCAGGAAGGAGUACGGAGGCGCAUUCAAAAUUUAGUUUAUACUUUGAUAAACGGUUUCAAGAAACAAAAAGCUGACCAAGCUACAUUAUCAACUGUUUUCUAUCCUCCUGGUUGGACAACUCUACUCCAUCUCCAAAUGCCACAAUGGACAGAUGAAGAACAAAGGACUUAUCGCAUAAAACUGCACAAGCUAUUCAAUCUACCAACGGCAGUACCUUGUCUUAGGUUAGCUCAACAAAUACCUUUCGGAGGAGCUGCUUCUACAAAGUUACUUCGCUCACCUCACUUGUCAAUUGUCAAUUAUAAACCUUAUGGUAAGGUUUCCGUACUUAGUGGGCCCUAUAACUACCAUCAUUAUAUGCAGGACAAUUUCGAUGACUCAGGCUGGGGAUGUGCUUACCGAAGCUUGCAAACAAUUUGGAGCUGGUUUGCCCUGAACGGAUAUACUGAUAAGCCUGUACCUAAUCAUCGUGAAAUUCAACAGUGCUUGGUUAACAUUGGUGAUAAGCAGGAAAAGUUUGUAGGAAGCAAACAAUGGAUUGGAAGCACAGAGAUAGGGUUUGUUUUAGACACACUGUUAGGUGUUGAGUCGAAAUUCAUUAUUACCAACUCUGGAGCUGAAGUUGCUGAAAGAGCCAGAGAGUUAUCGUUCCACUUUGAUACUGCUGGCACGCCUGUCAUGAUUGGAGGAGGACAACUAGCUCAUACAAUUUUGGGAGUUGACUUUGACGAAAACACUGGAGAUUGCCGUUUUCUAGUACUGGACCCUCACUUCACCGGUGAAGAAGAUCUUCGCAAAAUCAUAAACAAGUAUUGUGCUUGGAUGCCGGCCACGUUCUGGAAAGCAGACUACUUCUAUAAUAUGGUCUUGCCACAACCUCCCUCAAAUGCUAUCUAG
Auanema sp. JU1783 is the source of this 1674-nucleotide messenger RNA. The record is from the annotation of a GenBank genome assembly. Lineage: Eukaryota; Metazoa; Nematoda; Chromadorea; Rhabditida; Rhabditidae.